GAAUCACGAUCGCAAAGAGAGCAAGCAAGAGCGACUCGGUCCGUCUUCCCGUCUCAGUCUUUAGAGAUCACCGCCAUCGCUCGCUAGUUCACCUGGCGAUCUGCGCUCUCUCUCCCCUCACAAUGGGCGAGAGGAAGUUGACGGCGCCGCUCAUCUUGACGCUGGUUGCGUCCCUUUUCUUCCAGAUUUGGGCGUCGGAUCCGCUGUUCUAUGAGUCCUUUGAUGAAUCGUUCGAGGCUCGAUGGACCGUCUCCGAGCAGGCGGAUUACCAAGGUACAUGGAAACACUCGAAGAGUGAUGGUCAUGAAGACUAUGGGCUUCUCGUCAGUCAACAAGCGCAAAAAUAUGCCAUUGUUAAGGAACUUGAGGAGCCAAUUGUCCUCAAGGAUGGAACAAUUGUUCUUCAGUUUGAAGUUCGGUUACAAAAUGGACUUGAAUGUGGAGGUGCAUAUCUGAAAUACCUUCGUCCACAGGAAGCUGGAUGGACUCCCAAGGGAUUUAACAAUGAGUCUCCAUAUACCAUAAUGUUUGGACCUGAUAAGUGUGGGUCCACAAAUAAGGUGCACUUCAUUCUUCAGCACAAGAAUCCUAAAACUGGGAAGUUUGUGGAGCACCAUCUAAAGUAUCCUCCGUCAGUACCAGUUGACAAAAACUCACAUGUUUAUACUGCUAUCCUGAAACCUGACAAUGAGCUGAAAAUUUUGAUUGAUGGCGAAGAGAAGAAAAAAGCAAAUUUCUUGUCUUCUGACGAUUUUGAGCCAGCUCUUAUUCCACCCAAGAUGAUACCUGACCCUGAUGACAAGAAACCUGAGGAUUGGGAUGAGAGAGCUAAAAUUCCAGAUCCUGAUGCAGUAAAGCCUGAUGACUGGGAUGAAGAAGCACCAAUGGAGAUUGAAGAUGAGGAAGCUGUCAAGCCAGAAGGAUGGCUGGACGAUGAACCUGAGGAUGUUGAUGACCCUGAAGCCACAAAGCCAGAGGACUGGGAUGACGAAGAGGAUGGAGAAUGGGAAGCACCCAAGGUUGACAACCCGAAGUGUGAAGAAGCACCUGGAUGUGGAGAGUGGAAAAGACCCGUGAAGAGGAAUCCAGCAUACAAGGGGAAAUGGUCUGCUCCUCUAAUUGACAAUCCAAAUUACAAGGGUAUUUGGAAGCCACAAGAGAUAGAUAAUCCUGAGUACUAUGAACUUGACAAGCCCAAUUUUGAGCCCAUUGCUGCCAUUGGUAUUGAGAUAUGGACUAUGCAAGAUGGUAUUCUGUUUGACAACAUUUUGAUAGCUAGCAACGAGAAGGUUGCCGAACAAUACCGGUUGGAGACGUGGAAGCCCAAGUCUGAGGUUGAGAAAGAGAAGCAGAAGGCUGAAGAAGCAGCUGCUGAGUUUAAAGAUGGACUUUCAGGUUUCCAGAAGAAAAUAUUUGAUGUCCUCUACAAGAUUGCGGACGUUCCUUUCUUGGAACCAUACAAGAUCAAAAUCAUUGAUGUUAUUGAGAAGGCAGAGAAACAACCUACCAUCACUAUUGGAGUCCUGGUGUCCACAGUAGUGGUAUUUAUCACUGUUAUACUCAGGCUUCUCUUUGGUGGCAAAAAGCAACCUCAGGCACCAGUAGCACCGACUGCUUCCGAAACCAAGCCAGCCAGAGCUGCUGAGAAUGAUGCUGCAGCAACCACCGAGGAGAAAGAAGAGAACGGGAAAGCUGAUGAUGCAUCUGCUCCUAGAGCUCGGAAGUCGAGAAGGGAGACAUGAGGUAGCAAGUUUUGCCUCAGAUGUUGGAGUUUAGAUUUGGCGUUACAUUGUUAGGCUUUCCAAUGUGACAUAUUGAAGAUUACUGGGCUGUAUUCAAGAUCAAGCCAAUGCCUCCCUCCCAACCGUAGUUAACUUUACAAGCUUGAUUGCACUUGAAUUUAUCGGCUAGAAAUCUAUGACUACGUACGUUCUUGUAAUUUCCUUGGUUGAACUAUAUUUUUGGAGCUUUUAUUCUUAAAAAAAUUAAGAGUGAUUUUGAUUUUAA
This is a messenger RNA of Zingiber officinale, 2007 nucleotides long. Its product is annotated as calnexin homolog. Lineage: Eukaryota; Viridiplantae; Streptophyta; Magnoliopsida; Zingiberales; Zingiberaceae. The transcript is spliced from 6 exons. Bases 123 to 1742 code for a protein of 539 amino acids. Gene Ontology annotation, cellular component: endoplasmic reticulum membrane; endoplasmic reticulum. The record is from RefSeq and is a predicted model, not a curated record. Gene Ontology annotation, biological process: protein folding. Gene Ontology annotation, molecular function: calcium ion binding.